Messenger RNA from Parnassius mnemosyne (clouded apollo), 879 nucleotides. Lineage: Eukaryota; Metazoa; Arthropoda; Insecta; Lepidoptera; Papilionidae. The record is from the annotation of a GenBank genome assembly.
AUGGCUGCUGCAAUAUUAGCAGUUCGAGACAAGAAAAUGGGCUAUUUAAAGGCAGCAAAAACUUAUAAUGUACCCAGAACCACCUUAUUUCGACUUGUUCAAGAAAAUGACAGUUUGUUAGAAGAUACUCUGACCAAAAAGAUAGGUCGCAGACCAGUAUUUAAUAAGGUUUUUGAGGAAAUGUUGGUGAAAUAUGCCCUUGUUAUGGAACAAAAAUUAUAUGGUUUGACUCGAAUGGAUAUGAGAAGGAUAGCAUAUCAACUUGCUGUUAAAAAUAAUGUGCCCCAUCCAUUCCAUGACGACAGAGCUGGCAGAUACUGGCUCAAAGGAUUUCUUGCGAGGCACAAGCAAACUUUAUCAAUACGCAAGCCCACUGGAACAUCUUUUGCUAGAGCCAAUGGAUUUACAAAAGCAAGAAUGGACGAGUUUUAUCAAAAUCUUGAGAAAGUUUAUGACGAAAAAAAGUUCACGGCUAGUAGGAUUUUUAAUGUUGACGAAACAGGACUGUCAAUUGUACAAAGCAAAUAUCUCAAAGUGAUUGGUCGCCGAGGAAAAAAGCAAAUUGGAGCUAUGUCGUCUGCUGAAAGGGGAACUCUCAUAACAGUGGUGACCUGUAUGAGUCCAGCUAGUGUAUUUGUACCGCCAAUGAUGAUUUUCUCGCGCAAAAAUAAUAGCGACCUAUUAAAGAAAGGCUCUCCUGAGGGUUCUAUUAUCCGAGUACAUCCUUCUGGCUGGAUACAAACACAUUUAUUCACGCAGUGGUUUGAACAUUUUAUCGAUUAUGUAAAGCCGUCCGAAUCCUCACCAGUUCUCCUCUUAUUUGACGGUCAUUUCAGCCAAACAAAGAAUAUCGAGCUCAUAGAUAAAGCUAGACUUUGA